Adineta ricciae is the source of this 345-nucleotide messenger RNA. NCBI's taxonomy places the organism in Eukaryota, Metazoa, Rotifera, Eurotatoria, Adinetida, Adinetidae. The record is from the annotation of a GenBank genome assembly.
AUGGCGUCCGCAGAUGAACACAAAAAAGCUGUUGAAAGUUACAUUGCCGCAUUAUGUGCUCACAAUAUUGAUGGGUACAUUUCACAUUAUGAUCCCGAAUGUGAAGUUACACUUAAUGGACAAGUUGUUAUUCGGUCAAGAGAUGAAUUGAAGACAAAGAUGGAACAAAGAUUAUCGAAUCCCGAUUAUAAAGUUUAUAUUAUUGAAUUUUUACCAAUUGAGGGUGAUGAUUGUGUACGCUUUAUUGUGGAAGAUACAGACAAAAGUCGAAAGGAUGAAACUUGUAUCUUUUCAAAAGAAGGCAAGAUUGUCCAACAAAUGAUUACUAUUCUGGGCAAACAAUAG